UGCAUUUGAUUUAUACGCAGAUGACAGAAAAACGAACAAUUACAGUUAAAAAGUUUUUGGUGGUUAAUGUAAUUUUUUACUUUCAUAGUAACAUGUUUCAUCAAAUCUCAUUAGUUUGAAAGGAGUAUCGCAGCAGGGCUGGGUAACUCCGGAGCUGAGAAUUCUUUUGGUGUAAUAGCAGAAUAGUAGAAUAGUAGAAAAGCAGAAUAGGAGCACAGUAGAAUAGCAGUUGUAUGGGAAUAGCAAUAUAGUAGGCUAUUUUUAAAACAUAUUAUUGCGCUGUACUGUAAUCGGUGUGUAUUGUAUCUGUUGCUGCAUCACAGCGACCUUACAGUUUUUAUGUUAUGAUUGGUUUUUAGGAAACAAAUGGCGAAAUGAUGGCUUUUUGUUGUAUUGUGUAACUUAUAAAUUCGUUCUUUCUGUAUACUUCUAGGCAUGCGCUAACUUGAGGAUACUGCUUGUUUCAUAUCUGCUUUUAAACUCUUAGACAUGGUGGCAUCCGCCGAAUACUAAAUAACGUUCAUGACAACGAAUCUGGACUUGAGGGUAGGGAUAAAGAAGUCAGAGUGAUAUAAACAACUUGCAAAUGGCAGCUAGCACGUGUACAUGUUCUCUGCAUCCACUAAGUAUCAGACAUAGAGCAGCUCGCCAUACUACAGGGAUGCAAAGUAUGUUUUCCAGUUGAUAUUUUGCAAAAUUUGCAUUAGCUAUGAGAUAAAUUCCAGAAAUCCCCCAUAGUCUCAAGAACAGUAUACAGAGGAAUUUCUGAUCGACUCUCUGCCAUCUUUCGUCAUUGUUGGACGAAAUUGUUCAUCGGACAGAAAUGAAUUCUUUUCUUGAAUUAAUCAGGCGAUGAACAUCAACUCGCUUAGAUAUUCCGCCACUGAAUCCGAUGAUGUUGUUCCGUUGAUUGGCAUCGUCUCUUCAGAAUCAGACACCGAUUUCUCAUCGUUGGUUUCCACCUCAACAACACUUCUCUGCGUCUUUCUUCUGAACCAACCUAUUCCUCGAUUGAUCAAACAUCUCGACAGUCACCAACUGAUCCACAAUUAUUCUGCCAUGCCAACAGUGAAUGAGCUUGGCCUCGACUAGAAACCAUGACACCGCCUUCGUUAAUUUUUCCAUCAUCUUCUAUGAACCCCGUUCAAUUCUCCGACGUUCACGAAAGCAAAUCGAUCGACAGAGAUAGUGAAAGGUGGAUGGAGACGCUCAUAUUUUCCGUCGUCUUACUUCAUUUGUUUUCUAAUCAGGAGCAUCGAGAAACCUCUGAUCAUCUAUCGACAAGCACUUGACAUCGACGAUGAUUGAUUCCCGACUUCAAUCAGAUCACUCGUUGGUUGCCUCGAUCGCCGAUGAUGAGACUCUCGUUUUCUUUGUGGACGAUCUCCUCUGUCCAUUGAUUCCGAUGCUUUCAUUUUCAAUCAACCAACAGAUCGGUGCUCGCGGCUACUUACACCGUUCAGCUCAUGACUGAUUUCGACAUUAGUGUUCCACAGAUUGUUCUCAUGUUCCACUUCGGACAUCAUGUUGCGUUCAUUUUCAAAAGAGUCAUUUCAAAUUUUUGAAAUUGCAGAAUUUCGCACAUCAACCGUCAGUCCAUUAAUCUGUUCUUCGUUAUUGUCGAAAUCGAUCUAUUCUGUUCUUCAUCUUCAAAAUCGACUUGUGUCAAGACAAAGUCACAUCGUGCACUCUUUCAGACAUUUGGUAAAACAAUCUAUGAAGCUGAAUGGAUAAAGGAUAAUGAUAGGCGGCCGCGAAUUGUGUUACUGAAGAUCGAUGGUGCACGUGCUAAGAAGGAGGCGUCAUUCUACGUUGAUUUAACUCGUCAUCCAAGCAUUGUAAGAACGUUUGGUUUGGUACAUAGUGGUGAUAACGAUGAUGACGAAGAUACACAAAACUCUGUGACUCUGCUUCAAGAACUUGCGCCAGAAGGAAGUUUGUACGAAGUGUUACAACAGAUUGGUCUGAAUGAAAACAUUCUACAAGCUAUGUUUUUACAAAUUACGGACGCUAUGGUCUUUCUAGCUCACAACGGAAUCAUUCACGGUGAUUUAGCCUGUCGUAAUGUUUUAGUCUUUCGAUUAGACAAACAGGAACCACACAAGAACAUUGUGAAACUAACAGAUUUUGGAAUUAGUCGUCAUAGUAAACUCUAUGCACCGACAAAUAGUGUAGCCGGAACAACGAUCAAUAUGGUUCCAACGCGAUAUGCAGCACCAGAAGUGUUAACAAAUGAACAAUAUUCUGAAAAGUCAGAUGUCUAUUCAAUGGGUGUGUUGAUGUGGGAAGCGUACUUCAAAGGAAAGAUACCGUGGUCACAGAGUAUUUCUGAUGAUGAAGUGAAACGACAAGUGACAAAGGGCGAGAAAUUACAGAAACCGAAAAAUUGUUCGACUCAAAUAUGGUCUGUGAUUGAAAGCUGUUUUAUAUUAUGUGUAGAAGACAGACCAACAUUUACGGCUUUAAAACACAGUCUUCUUCCAGCUCCAUAUCAACUGACGACACCGACGGUGCGAAAUGGAGAACCAACGGUUGAAAAACAAAGAUGGGUAAACAUCGUUUGA
Messenger RNA from Didymodactylos carnosus, 2564 nucleotides. The record is from the annotation of a GenBank genome assembly. NCBI's taxonomy places the organism in Eukaryota, Metazoa, Rotifera, Eurotatoria, Philodinida, Philodinidae.